Penicillium canariense is the source of this 2817-nucleotide messenger RNA. RefSeq lists its product as uncharacterized. The transcript has 3 exons. Bases 1 to 2817 code for a protein of 938 amino acids. The record is from RefSeq and is a predicted model, not a curated record. Lineage: Eukaryota; Fungi; Ascomycota; Eurotiomycetes; Eurotiales; Aspergillaceae.
AUGGCUCAACCUCGCUAUUAUUGGCCGCCCAGUAUCCCAUAUCUUGGACCACUGCCGCCUCUGAAUGGGGAUGAGGAUGAGGACCCGCCCAUGUCCAACCCUGACGAGAGCGAUGAUUUCAUCGCAAUGACGGAAUCACAGUCGACUAUCAAGACCCAGUUGGACGACUAUCCCAACCAGGGACAACCUCACGCCGUCCUCAUGGCAGGCCAGGUCAUGGCAGGCCCAGAUACUAACUCCUCGCAGUCCUCUCAACUUCCGAGUUUAGGUUACACUGGCAAUACCACCAGUAUAUCCACGACAGAAGAUCAUGUUGCACAAUGGCAACUGCUGAACUCUGAGAGCACAACACACGACAUCCCGCAACGUGACGAGAGAGAUUCUAUCGUCGCGGGGAUCGAUCCGAAUCUCUACGACAGGCACCGUGUCCCGCAGGUUUUCCCCAAUGAGAUUACGCUCGAAGAGCUCCGGCCCUCGGCCGAUCUUGAGUGGGAAGCAAUAUCCCCGGCGACGACGGUUGCCCAACCCCCGGAGCCGGACCCGGCGAGAAGGCCCACCACUCGAGAGGAGAGGGGCAUCCCAGGCCAAGAGAGCUUCGUCUCGGGGCUUGGCCAUGCCUCUGAAUCUUUCAUAAGGCUGAUUGACAGACAUCAUGGCCCCGAGCAACGCUCCCAAAUCCAACGAUGCCUGCAGACCAUAAUGGACCGCGCCGCUGAUGACCACGAGGUCGAGCAGCUCCCCACCGGGCCGCCCGAAGCUCCCAACCGGCAGGUUGACCGAAUCAAACCCACCUAUCAAUGCCCAGAUUGUGGUUUCAUAAGCAGCAAUCGCCACGUCUUCAAGCGCCAUGUCGACGACAAACACUAUCACGAGUGCGAGUACUUAUGUCCUUUUCCUCGCUGCCCAUAUGUGAGGUAUAGGAAGGACAAGAUCCAGCAACACUGCAACCAAACCCACCAUGAAACUGCGGUGCAGGACGCAAUUGAACGGCGGAAGAACCCGUUUACUUGCCCACCCAUCUGUCCGAUCUGUACGGUGAUCACCCCCGACUGGGAUGCGUUCUGGUUGUGCUAUCUAGAGCACUGUUUGAUCAGUGUGCCACCGUCCAACGCCCCCUCAUCUUCCCAAGGAACCGACAAUCAUGGGAAUGGGCCCCACCGAGAUCCUUUCGGUGGCAGCUCGUACAUGGACGGCCACAGUGCCGGUGGCCCUUCCUUGUCUAUGCCAGGGAAUUCUCAACCCGGCAAUGCUGGGGAAUCGGGCUACCGUCGUUCGGGCCCUGAGACGAGUGGUCGAUGGAGGACCAAUGCGAGACAUCGGUCUUGCACCCCCUCUGUGCCCAGGACUUCCUCCGCAAGGCGAGUGAGGCCGAGGGCGCGGGCGGCAAAUCCUCCCCGCUCUCCCACCACCGCCGCGCGCAACAACCCACGGGGCGGUGUCAGCCGGCCUCGAAGGCAGCGACCAACUGUGCAACGUCCACGAGAGCAGCCGUCCACUCCGGCUAGGCGGAUGUGCAAUAAUUGUCGUCAACUCUUAAAUGACUGUUCUGGCUGCUCUAGUAACCCGCAAUCGACAAAUUGGUGUCAUGUGCGCCUCGAUGCCCCAGUUGUUGCUGUCGGCCAGGUCAUUCAGCCUCAAAACGGCCCAUACAUUGUGGACACGCCUCCCGCCAGCCAAGUCGUGAACUACAUAGAUCCCUCUGUACUAAGCCCAGAGGCCGGCUUUCUGAACCAAAUAAUGCCGACGAUGGUCCCUUCUGCCCACAGGAUCUAUGAAGCCAUGCGGCAUCGGCAGCAGGAAGGCGCCCCGCACCGCAUGGCCUCUCCCAUGGGCACCCAGCAGAGCACCGUCAGAGACAAUCGCCCCGUCCGGGUUCUUGCAUUGUCAGAUGUUCUUGUGCACGGCAUGUCCGAGACCCAGAUGGAGUCGGCUAUCCUAGCCUCCAAGACGGGACGGGGCGUCAAAAAGGCGCAAAUGGAGGGAUUAUGGCCUGUUAUCCUCCCCUACCGGAUUCCGCGACUCCAUAAGCCUCUUAAGGGAGUGAGCACGAUUCCGUUUGGCGGCCUGGAAGUUGCGACCCGACAGGCCAUCGGCCCAUCUACGUUUGGCUCAUUCACCCCGUCUUCGGAGUGUCAGUGUCAAUGUCGCACCGGUAGCGCAGACCUCGCUCCUGGUAGAAGGGUCGAGAUAAAUUUCAAGCUGGCGCGUGGAGGCCAUGGCACAGGGCAUCCACUCCAGACACGUGUCCAAGUAGUCGUCCGGAUGUUGAGGCUGCGUUCUUCCGUCGCCAAGACAGCACAUGGCCAGCACAAGAAGGAGGCCAAGGCAGCUCUUAAGGAGGCUCUUGAGUCUACCCUAGACGGCUCCGAGAUCACCACCAAAGAGGAUCUUGACGAUUCGGCUGAUGACUCUGAUGUCGACUCGAUCGCUGACUCCUCCUUCUCUGCAAGCAGCUCAAGAAGGUCCUCGUGCACUGACCUCACGCUGCUUUCUCCCCCGCGGCCCAGCUCGCCCACGUGGUGGAGUUGUGACGAGGACACUCUGUGUGGCGAUGGGAAGCUAGGUCAAGAUUCAGAGCUCAUUGCAGAAGAGGAGAAGGAGUUGGAACUCGGUUUUGACCUUGAUCUCCCGGGAUCACUCAACAAGCUUGCGCGUUGGAGUGGAGUUUCUACCGAUGAUGCCUGCUCUGGUCUAUCGUUCCGGCAGUCGGAUCAAGUUUUUGAGUAUUUCAUGAAAUACUUGGUCUUUGUUAUCUUCUCGCUUGCACGUUCGCGGGACCGUGCUUUGUUUGACCUGGCAAAGACCCCAGGCAAAUGA